Molecule: messenger RNA, 2745 nt
Organism: Ziziphus jujuba (common jujube)
Lineage: Eukaryota; Viridiplantae; Streptophyta; Magnoliopsida; Rosales; Rhamnaceae
Product: protein decapping 5
Exons: 8
Coding region: 624-2432 (602 amino acids)
Biological process (GO): cytoplasmic stress granule assembly; P-body assembly
Cellular component (GO): P-body
Molecular function (GO): mRNA binding
Source: RefSeq, a predicted model, not a curated record
UUAUUAUUAUUAUUAUUACUCUUGGCUGCGAAAUUCCGGAAAACUCCAGACCCUAAUUCAUACAUUUAGAUUUUGCUUCCUUGUAUUUUGGGAAAUUCGAUUCGUCGUUUUGCAAAACAAAACCGACACUCAUUUGCCAAUCAAAACCAGCUCUGAUCUAUCAAAAAAACCUUGUUCUCAACAACGCAGGUACGCCGGAAAUUUCCUCUGUCGAGAAUUUUCCGCCGAUUCUGGUGAUCCAAACCUCCGACGUCGACACCACCGGUUUCAUCGGACUCAGAUAACGCCGAUCUGCAAAACCACGGUAAAGCCUAGCCUCGAAGACACCGGAAUAUCCUCCCUACGCGCCGUCGCGUCUUUUUCCGUUCUCGGCGAAGGGGAUUUCCGUUUCACGCUGCCUAUAUCACCGGAGUUCUGCUUUGGUUUUGGUGAGGAAUCUGACACAACAAGCCGUACAGAGACCUCACGGUGGAUGCGCUUUCUCUGAACAAGCGGGUGGCUUUACCAAAUUACAUUGCAAGGGGAAAAAAAAAAAAGCGUAAAUAAAAAAUUGACUGUAAAAAAGAGUGAGGUGUAUAAAGUUUGUUUUGCUCAGUGUAAAAGGGAACUACAGCAACGCCACCAUGGCCGCAGCAGCAGCAACAACAGCAGCACCAGGGGAAGCUCCCAAAUCUUCUUCGAGUGGGUCUGCCGAUUCCUACAUCGGCAGCUUAAUUAGCCUGACUUCCAAGUCAGAAAUUCGAUAUGAAGGCGUCCUCUUCAACAUCAAUACCGAAGAAUCCAGCAUCGGUUUGAGAAAUGUAAGAUCAUUUGGAACGGAAGGACGGAAAAAAGAUGGUCUGCAGGUUCCUCCAAGUGACAAAGUUUACGAGUAUAUACUCUUUCGAGGAAGUGACAUCAAGGAUUUGCAGGUCAAAUCUUCUCCAGUUCAGACUACAACGCCUGUACACAAUGAUCCUGCAAUUAUACAGACUCACUAUCCUCAAGCAGCCAACACAUCUACGAGCUUACCAUCUUCUGGUACUGGGUCUACUAUUCCAGAUCUUAAUGCUAGUAAUCCACAAAUGGGACUUCCCAGACCACCAUUUCAAGCAAAUCUUCCCUUAUAUCAACCAGUUGGAAGUUUAGGAUCAUGGGGUUCAACUCCUACUCCUCCAACAACAAAUGGAAGUGGACUUGCUUUGCCAAUGUAUUGGCAAGGAUUCUAUGGGUCGUCAAAUGGGUUUCAACUGCCGCAGCAAUCUUUGCUUAGACCCCCACCUGGCUUGUCGAUGCCACCUUCCAUGCAACAGACGCUGCAGUAUCCUGCCAUGAACACAUCAUUGCCUUCUGGGGCUUCAAAUUCACCAGCUUUAAAAUCAUCAGAAUCACCAUCUGCAUUGUUGCCGCCCCUUAGUACAGGCAUCCUUAAUUUGCAAUCCUCUUUUCUUCCUGCCCAGCCACCUUCCCUCAGUGUGGGCGCUUUGAACUUGCAGUCUCCUUUACUUCCUGCCCAGCCUUCUGCUAUAGUUCCGGACACAUCAUCAAACUUGAUUCCUAAUAAGGUUUCUACUGAAGCACUUCCUACUGCUGUGAGCACUGCUGAGCCAUUGGUAUCUCCGCUAACUACUUCUUUGGAUAGAUCUACAAUUCUAUCGUCAGUUUCUGAUAAGCCUGUAACAGUCCCUAGUCCUCCUGUAAUCCCACUUAAGCCUUCUGAAUCAUCAUCUAAUGCUGGGACAUCAAGUUCAAUUCCGAAUGAAGGAGCAGUGCCUUCUUUAGUAACCCCAAACCAGCUUUUGCAGUCUGGUCCGACUGCAAUAUCUUCAACACAGCCUUCACAGUCAUCUCAGAGGGAUGUUGAGGUGGUCCAGGUAUCAUCAUCCGAAUCACUGCCAUCCCAUGCAGCUCCUGAAGCACAGGAGCCAAUACUGCCUCUGCCUUCAUCAUCCGAUCAUAAGCUACAUGGAGCUCAUAUGAUGACUCGUCCUGGUUACAGAGGAGGACGUGAAAGAGGAAGGGGAAACAGGAUAUCACGUCCUCUAACACGAUUCACAGAGGAUUUUGACUUCACAGCAAUGAAUGAGAAAUUUAACAAAGAUGAAGUAUGGGAUGAUCUUGGCAAAAGUAAAGCUCUAGAAGAUGGGAAUGAGUCACAGGAUGAAGAUGAUAUUGCAUCAUCAAAAAAUGAGAAUAAGCCUGUUUAUGUGAAGGAUGACUUUUUUGAUUCUCUGUCCUGUGAUGCUCUUGAUGCUGGAUCGCAUAAUGGGAGGACUAGGUUCUCCGACCAGUUGAAAAAGGAUACAGAGACAUUUGGCUAUAUGCCAAGGUAUCGCGGUGGCCGAGGAGGCCGUGGACCUGGUCGAGGUGGUCGAUCAGGUGGUUACUAUGGAAGGGGUUAUGGCUAUGUUGGAAGGGGUCGAGGACAUAGCUACUCUAGUCGUGGUUCCUAGUAACACUGGUUUUUCCAGUGUAUUGAAAUUAGGUCGAACCUAUUAUAUCUCGGCUUGCCGGAUAAAUAAACUAGAUGCUAGUGAGUGAAUACACUGGUUGCUCUUCUGGAAUUAUGUUCAAAAUAAGCGAACCCCCAUGUUAAGGGAUUUGCUUUUCGUUGUUAGAAGCAUGUUUUGGACCCUGCAAGGAUAUCCGACUUCUGUCUUUCAUCAGGAACAAAACUGAGCUUUUGUAUCAAAUUAAGGGUUUGUUCUACAUGCUAUUUUUCUAAAGCUUUCCUUAUAGAUCUUGAAAGAAGAUUCCCUGUUGUUA